Messenger RNA from Cyprinodon tularosa, 2135 nucleotides. It is a transcript of the gene ints9, whose product is annotated as integrator complex subunit 9. Lineage: Eukaryota; Metazoa; Chordata; Actinopteri; Cyprinodontiformes; Cyprinodontidae. The transcript has 17 exons. Gene Ontology annotation, cellular component: integrator complex. The record is from RefSeq and is a predicted model, not a curated record. Gene Ontology annotation, biological process: snRNA processing. The coding region runs from base 95 to 2107 and encodes 670 amino acids.
GUAGGGGGCGAGAGAGAACACCAGUCAGAAAAAUGAACCGAUUGGUGUCAGAACAAUGUAAUACAAAAUAUUAGCAGGUUAGCCACGAAGGCUAAUGUUGGUCGUAUUUUCAGUUAUAACCGCUGGUAAAAUGAAGCUGUACUGUUUGUCUGGCCACCCAACGCUGCCCUGCAAUGUCCUCAAAUUCAAGUCCACCACCAUCAUGCUGGACUGUGGACUGGACACAACGUCUGUCCUAAACUUUCUCCCUCUUCCUCUGGUGCACAGUCCAAGACUCUCUAAGCUCCCAGGCUGGAUCUCGAAGGAUGGUACCAUAAACCUGGAAAAGGAGCUGAAAGAAUGCGCUGGAAGAGUAUUUGUGGACUCCCAACCAGAAUUCUGCCUCCCUGAGAGGGAGCUGCUGGACCUCUCCACCAUCGAUGUCAUCCUCAUCUCCAACUACCACUGUAUGAUGGCCUUGCCCUACAUCACAGAACACACUGGCUUCACAGGGACGGUGUACGCCACGGAGCCCACUCUGCAGAUUGGAAGAUUGCUGAUGGAGGAGCUGGUGAACUUCAUGGAGAGGGUUCCUAAAGCUCAGUCUGCCACCUGCUGGAAGAACAAGGAAAUACAGAGGUUGCUUCCUGGGUCGCUGAAGGAUGCCGUGGACGUGCGGACGUGGAAACGGUGCUACAGCAUGCAGGAGGUCAACUCAGCCCUCAGCAAGGUGCAGCUUGUUGGCUACUCCCAGAAAGUGGAGUUGUUUGGAGCUGUGCAGGUCUCCCCCUUAAGCUCCGGCUACUCAUUGGGCAGCUCCAACUGGAUCAUCCAGUCGCAUCAUGAGAAGGUGUCCUACGUGUCGGGUUCUUCCCUCCUCACCACGCACCCGCAGCCGAUGGACCAGAGCUCCUUGAAGAACAGCGACGUUCUGAUUCUGACCGGCCUCACACAGAUGCCCACUGCCAACCCAGACGGCAUGCUGGGAGAAUUCUGCAGCAACUUGGCCAUGACGAUCCGGGCAGGAGGCAACGUUCUGGUCCCCUGCUACUCCUCUGGAGUGAUAUACGACCUGCUGGAGUGCCUGUACCAAUUCAUUGAGAGCGCCAACCUGGGAACCACGCCCUUUUACUUCAUCUCACCUGUAGCCAACAGUUCGCUGGAGUUCUCUCAGAUCUUUGCUGAGUGGCUUUGUCAUAAUAAGCAAACUAAGGUGUAUCUUCCUGAGCCUCCUUUCCCACAUGCAGAGCUGAUCCAGACCAACAAGCUGAAGCACUACCCCAGCAUCCACGGCGACUUCAGCAGCGAGUUCCGUCAGCCCUGCGUGGUUUUUACCGGGCACCCGUCGCUCCGCUUCGGAGAUGUGGUUCAUUUCAUGGAGCUGUGGGGCAAAUCCAGCCUCAAUACAGUCAUCUUUACAGAGCCAGAUUUCUCCUACCUGGAUGCCCUGGCUCCUUACCAGCCGCUAGCCAUGAAAUGUGUUUACUGCCCUAUUGAUACCAGGCUCAACUUCCAUCAAGUUUCUAAGCUCCUGAAGGAAGUCCAGCCCCUCCAUGUGGUGUGUCCAGAGCAGUACACCCAGCCUCCUGUAACGCAGUCCCACCGUGCUGAUCUGAUGCUGGAGCUCCAGCCUCCUCCCAUGCCGUACAGACGCUGCUCCGUACUCAAUCUGCCCUUUAGGCGGCGCUAUGAGCGGGUCUACAUCCUGCCAGAGCUCGCCAACUCACUGGUGCCUUCUGAGGUCAAACCCGGCAUCUCCGUGGCAACCGUGUCAGCGGUGCUGCAGUCGAAGGACAAUAAGCACACACUGCAGUCGGUGCCCAAACCGCCUCCUGCCCCCCCGAGCAAAAAGAGGAAGCGGGUGAUAGAGGAGCCCCCUGUGACGCUGGCCCAUAAACCCCUGCUGAGUGGAGCUGUACCCCUGGAAGCUUUCCUUGCCACACUGCAGAAGCACGGCAUUACAGAGGUCAAAGUGGAGGAGACGGCAGACGGACACAUUCUGCACCUGCAGGCUGAAGACACCCUGAUUCAGCUGGAGGAGGACGGGACGCACAUCGUCUGUGAUAACAACGAGCCGCUGCGGGCCACGCUCAGAGACUUGGUGCUCCGCUUCCUGCAGAAACUCUGACUGCUUGUUAUGUGGAACUGCAAGCAAA